CAGGUGCGUGUCCUCCAUCAUGUGAACCUACUGUGUAGGAUACCCCACGCUGUCUAUGAGUCUAUGAUACCAGUUCGACAUGUUUAUGCAUUAACGCGUCAAACGCUGAGGAUUUUUCUUGAAUAUUAUAAGGCAUUGGUACCGAUAAUAUUCCCCGCGGCCGUAUAAUAUUCCCCGCAAAAUUUGAGUUUGGGCGCGGCCACUUUAAAUUCCAUUUCUCAACCAACGGUCGAACUUUGCCUCCUCCCACCAUCCUUCUAGAUCCCACAUCGUUAUGCCUUUCAACUUUUUUGCUCGUGCUGUCCCCGCCGUCCCGCGAUCGAUGGUCCUAACCCGCACCCUCCAGCCCCGCGUAAGAUUCCAGAGUACCGCACCAGCAAAGCCGAACCGUGUUCCGCGUGUCCUCCCUUCGUUCUCCCUUGAGGGAAAGGUUUGUCUAGUUACUGGUGCUGCUAGAGGUCUAGGUAAUGAAUUCUGUCGUGCGUUCAUCCAAUCGGGAUGCACAGAACUAGCUAUUGUUGAUCUGAAGGAGAGCGAGGCGCAAGCUGCCGCUUCUGAGUUAGUAUCGAACGCAUGCGUUAACAGCGACAUGACUCCGGAAGACUUCAACGUUAUCGGUGUAGGAUGUGACGUGUCCUCGGAGUUAUCUGUGCAGCGCGCAUUUGAGCAAGUCAUGGACACCUACGGGCGAUUGGAUGCGGUAGUUGCAUCUGCAGGAAUUGUGGAGAACUACUCCGCAUUUGACUACCCCUUCGACCGCAUAAAGCGCUUGUAUGACAUCAAUGUUCAUGGAGCCUUCUUUACUGCGCGAGAAGCCGCUCGGAACAUGAUUCCUCAGGGAGGUGGAUCCAUCGUCUUUGUUGCUAGCAUGAGCGCAUCGAUCAUCAACAUUCCGCAGCCGCAAACACCUUAUAAUGCUUCGAAAGCGGCGGUGCGUCACAUGGCUUCAAGUUUGGGAGUUGAGUGGGCAAAGAAGGGCGUGCGCGUUAAUACACUGAGUCCUGGCUACAUGUUGACAAAGCUUACCAAAACCAUCCUCGCCCAUGACCAAGAUUUGAAGAAAACUUGGGAAAGCUUGACGCCCAUGGGCAAGAUGGGUGAACCAGAGGACUUGGCUGGUGCUAUCGUGUUCCUCGCAAGUGAUGCGUCCAAAUUCAUGACCGGAGCCGAAGUUCGCGUGGACGGAGGCUACUGCGUUAUUUAAGCCAAUGUUCUUAUUCUUGGAUUUGUCGGUGCCAAUGUUGGGAGUAGCAUCACAUAGAGUUCACUAGAGUACUUUCAGGCGAAUGCCUUGUCUAUUUGUUGUCUAUAAUACAUAGUUUUAUGGUGGGCGAGCGAGUCUACCGGGUUCCGAACAAAUAAACUACGUAACAGUUGCUUGUCC
Messenger RNA from Suillus paluster, 1384 nucleotides. RefSeq lists its product as uncharacterized. The record is from RefSeq and is a predicted model, not a curated record. Gene Ontology annotation, molecular function: oxidoreductase activity, acting on NAD(P)H, oxygen as acceptor. Gene Ontology annotation, cellular component: intracellular anatomical structure. The coding region runs from base 275 to 1204 and encodes 309 amino acids. The transcript is spliced from 13 exons. NCBI's taxonomy places the organism in Eukaryota, Fungi, Basidiomycota, Agaricomycetes, Boletales, Suillaceae.